CAGCUGGAGGCUGGAAGUCUGUAAUUACGACCUGUUGACAUCGCGGGUGGUAUCAUUAUGCGAAGUGAUGUUUCUGUUUAAAAUAAGAUUUCUGGAGGGAAAUAAUGUUUUGAUUACUUCAGUAUUUAUAAGUAAUGUCAAUUCAGUUGCCUUUAAAUACCUGUGUGUACUUUGUAAUUAGUUCAAAAAACCUUUGGGUUUGGCCGAGGACCUGGCAACUCCACUACUUGUAUAGACCAAAGCUUUUUUGGAGGAUAAACUAUGUUAUCCCUCUUAGAGGUUUCCACACAAACCGACCACAUUGUAAAUGGAGUAGAGGCAAAACACUGUGGUGUAAUAAGCAUCUCUACUGCCAUGACUUUUUGCAUUGCAGGAUUUUAAAACUUAGUACUUCUAAGGAAUUAACAAACAAUCGCAUGUCACGAUUCAAGAACACUUUAGAAUCUGUUUCAAAAGCUGUGUCUGGAACUCACAGUGAGCUGGUUUCACGUAUUGCUCGUCUAAAGCCUCAUUCUGGUGUACUGAGUAAAUCGGCUGAAGAAAAUGGGCAGGGAAAUACUUUCCAUGUUACUGUAGAAAGUGACAGGCAAACCAACAGCAGGUCUCAGGAAGAAUGUGAUGAUAGUAUAGAUAUAAAGAAGCCUGUCUUGGUGACUGGAGACCUAGAUCCAGGUGGUCUUAGUCACGGUUCACUCAAAGAUCUUGCAGAUCUCAAAAACAGCCUUUUUCACGUUAGCUACUUUGCUACAAACUUUGGAGAAACGUACAACUUCCUUGCCAGUCACAUCAAUUGGUAUUUUAGUACUAGUGUUAUGGAUAAAGAGAAGAAAGGGAGCUCAUUCCCACCCAAGCUAGAGAAUCAAACUGGAGAAGCACUUGACUCACGAGAAGAAGACAUAUUAAGUAAUGAAAACAGGCUAAAUGAAGCAUCGGCUUUAAUUCCUUCAGCUCAGUCUCCAGAUUCUACAAAGACCAGCGUCACUCCUUCAGCUUCCAGCAAAAAAAGUAUUGCAAAUCUUCUUUCUUACCCCAGUAACAGUGUACAGGCCUUUGUGGAUAGCUACAUUGGAGGGCUGGUGCCCAGAUUGCGUUCUGAUACAAGAUCCGCUUUGCAAGAAAAGAUCAAUGUACAGGAACCUGAGGAAAUUUUGAAAGAUGAUGAAGAGACCAAAAGUGCUGAAGAAAAAGAGAAGAGGCUGUCUCUUCAAAGGGAAAAGAUUAUUGCAAGGGUGAGUAUUGAUAACAGAACCCGGGCGUUAGCUCAAGCAUUACGAAGAUCAUCUAACAGAAGAGUCUAUAUCAACAGGGUUGAAGAAUUGACAUACCAUCUCUUGGAAUUUCCAGAAAGUAGAGGAGUAGCUAUUAAGGAAAAAAUCAUUCCCUGCCUGUUGCGUCUCAGACAAGCAAGUGAUGAAGCCCUUGAGGCUGCCGUUAGGGAGGCGUUGGCAGUAAUUGGAUAUACAGAUCCUGUGAAAGGUUGGGGCAUUCGUGUUCUCAGUAUCGAUGGUGGGGGAACAAGGGGUUUAGUGGCACUUCAGACUCUUCGUAAACUUGAGGAGCUUACUGGAAGGCCUGUUCAUCAUCUCUUUGACUAUAUUUGUGGAGUGAGUACAGGUGCUAUAUUAGCAUUUAUGUUGGGGGUAUUUCAUAUCCCACUGGAUGAGUGUGACGAACUUUAUCGCAAACUUGGAACUGAUGUAUUCAAGCAAAAUGUCAUUGUCGGGACUGUUAAAAUGGGCUGGAGCCAUGCAUUUUAUGACAGUGAAAGCUGGGAGAAGAUGCUUAAAGACAGAAUGGGAUCAGAUGUUAUGAUUGAAACAGCAAGAAAUCCAAGGUGCCCCAAGGUAGCUGCAAUAAGUACUAUUGUAAACCGUGGAACACCGUUGAAAGCCUUUGUAUUUAGAAAUUACAAUCACCUACCUGGAGUCAAGUCUCACUAUCUUGGAGGUUGUCAGUAUAAAUUAUGGCAAGCAAUUCGAGCAUCAUCUGCUGCACCGGGCUACUUCCAAGAGUAUGUUCUGGGCAAUGACCUUCAUCAGGAUGGAGGACUGCUCAUGAAUAAUCCUACAGCUUUAGCAGUGCAUGAGUGCAAAUGUCUUUGGCCAAAUAUGCCUCUGCAGUGUGUAAUAUCCUUGGGAACUGGCCGAUAUGAAAGUGAAGGGAAGACCAAUGUCACCUAUACAAGUCUGAAAGCUAAGCUGAAUAAUGUCAUCAGCAGUGCUACUGACACUGAAGAAGUCCACACAAUGUUGGAUGCUCUUUUACCUCCAAACACAUACUUCAGAUUUAACCCUCUGAUGAAUGAGGACAUAGCUCUAGAUGAAAGCCGCAAAGAAAAGCUUAAUCAGUUACGGACAGAUGGCAUUCGAUAUUUAGAACGGAAUGAAGAGAAACUGAAGAAAGCUGCCAAAAUAUUAACAGAGGAAAAAACAACUUUGCAGAAACUCAAUGACUGGAUCAGGUUGAAGACUGACAUGUAUGAAGGACUACCAUUCUUUUCCAAAUUAUAAAUAUGUAAAGCAUGAAUAGUCAUCAGUAUAAAACAUAUUUCAUGAGUCUGCAUUGUAUUAAAAGGGACUGAAAUUAUAUUAGUUGUAAUUCCUUAUGAUUAGCUGUUUAUAAAUUCACAGGAGGAGAAGCAGUUCAAUUGGUGAUGGCACAGUACAAACCUGUUGCCUUUGAUCUGAAGAUCCUACUGCAUGAACAGAAAGCAAUUUUGCUCAGUUGAUGUGGGGGGGGGGGUUCCUCUGGUUCCCCCUCCCAUUCAGCCCCCUGAAAAUCUGCUCUUGAAAGCUCCCUGAUUUUUCUAGAUACAGUUGUCUUUGGGAAGGUGUUGUUGUGAUAACAUCACCUUGCCUGAUCAGAAGUACAUUCUACUCCCUCAGUGGGAUUUUUGAAUCCAUGAUCUUCUUUACAGUUUUUUGAAAAGAUUUUACUGAGUCAGUGUUUUCAGAACUUCACAAUGGUGCAGAUUAAAAUUAUACACUGAACCAUUUGGAUUUUUAUCUGCUGUUUGUUAUGGUUUGUUUAAAUUUGUGAUGAUGAAAGACUAAUUUGUUAUAUUCAGAAUAUAUAUUCCAAAAUCAUGCUGUUGACAAAACCAUAACAUGUUUACCAUUUGGAGUAGGAGUACAGGUCAAAUUGUACAGCCUGCAUGGCACUUAAACCAGAAUAAGUAAAACCAGUUUAGCCCAUGGAAACCAAUGGAACAAAACUCUGAAAUCUGGUGAGAAAUCUGUGAAUUUCUUAGUUUUAACUGGGUUGCAGAUUGAAUUGCAAUUAUUGUAAAUUUUCAGAAUGCAUUGAGGUUAUGGCACUGCCAAUAGAUGUCAUCCCUUCUGUUUAAUGGAGACGUAUAUUGCCUUCUGGCAAAAUCUGUGCAUGUAGAAAGGUGUAUCAUGUACAUUGUGUCUAUACACAAGUUUACUUUAUGCAAUACAAUAUUUAGCUGAUUACCCUGAGGUCUAAAAUGGGUAAUAUCAACCUGUAUUUAGUUUUCAUUGGUUCUGUUGCAAGGUAAUUUCCUAUUUGACUGUAACUCUGAAACAUACCAUAAAUGUCAGU
Gekko japonicus is the source of this 3564-nucleotide messenger RNA. It is a transcript of the gene PNPLA8, whose product is annotated as patatin like phospholipase domain containing 8. Gene Ontology annotation, biological process: arachidonate metabolic process. The record is from RefSeq and is a predicted model, not a curated record. Lineage: Eukaryota; Metazoa; Chordata; Lepidosauria; Squamata; Gekkonidae. The transcript is spliced from 10 exons. The coding region runs from base 135 to 2510 and encodes 791 amino acids. Gene Ontology annotation, cellular component: membrane.